AUGAUUAAUACAUAUCGUCAAUAUUCUAAAAAUAAUUUUCAACAAAAACAAUUAAAAUAUCAUGAAGCUUUAGAUGUCUUUUCAAAUGAUGUGAAAAUUCAAGACAAAAAUGUUGAUCUUGUUGUAAGUAAUCAAGAACAAUAUGACGAAUUACUUAAGCAUGCACUUAAAUUAAAAGAAAAAUACGUAUCACUUAAUCAUCUAAGCAUGAUAGAUGAAUUAAGUAAGAUCGGUGAUAGUCUUUGUCAACAAAAGAAAUUUGAUGAAGCAUUUGAUUGUCACCAUCGAUCAUUACAAUUGAGAAAUAAAUAUUAUCCUUCGAUUUACAAUAAUAUAAUUAAUGGUUUGAAUAUUUUGGGUUAUAUACUUCGUCAGCAAAAUAAAUAUGAAGAAGCAUUAGAUUUUUAUCAACAAGCACUAAAAAUUAGAGAAAUAUUCUAUACUAGAGAUAGUAUCAAUAUUGCUACUAAUCUUAUGAAUAUUGGCGAACUUCUUUGCAAACAAGGAAAAUAUGAUCGAGCUUUAGAAUUUUAUCAACGAGCAUUAAAAAUUCAAAAGCAAAAUUAUCCUUAUGAUCACAUGUUGAUUAUUAAUAGUCUUACAAACAUUGGUCUUAUUUUAUAUAAACAAGAAAAAUAUGAUCAAUCAUUAAAUUUUUUUCGACGUACUUUGGAAAUGAGAGAACGAUAUUUUUCUUCUGAUGAUUCUGAAAUUGUAGAAAAUCUCAAUAUUAUUGGUCAUAUUAACCAUCAUCAAAAGAAAUAUGAUGAAGCUUUAAUUUUCUUUCAACGAGCUCUUAAAUUACAGGAAAAUAUUUAUCUUUCUGAACAUAUUUCUAUGAUUGUGAAUUUGGACAAUAUUGGUGCUAUUUUUCGUGAGAAAGAACAAUUUGAUAAAGCUUUGGAAUUUUAUCGACGAUCACUCAAUAUAAAAGAGAUUUAUUAUUCAUCUGAUGAUAUAAAUAUCAUUAAAAGUCUAGGCAAUAUUGCAAAUAUUUCAUAUGAAAAUGGUGAAUAUGAUGAAGCUUUAAAAUACUUUCGACAAAUACUCGAAUUUCAACGUAAAUACAAUCCUUUUGAUCAUGUUAGUAUUGCAAGUAGCUUAAAUAAUAUUGGUCUUACUCUUUGUCAUCAAGGAGAUUUUGAAAAAGCUUUACUUUUAUGUUCUGAAGCAUUGAGAGUUCGGCAAAAAUAUCUGGCCGCAGAACAUCUUGAUAUUGCUCAAACAUUUCAUAGUCUUGGUACUAUUCAUCAUCGUCAAGGCAAAUAUGAAGAAGCUCUUAAAUAUUUUUAUCAAUCUCUACACAUGAAAGAAAAAUUAUUUCCUUCGGAUCAUCUUAGUCAUGUUGAAGAUCUUCAUAAUAUUGGUUUAAUGUUCAGUUAUUUAGAACAAUAUAAUAAUGCUUUAGCAUUUCAUCAAAAAGCACUUCGAAUACAAGAUAAAUAUUAUCCAUUGGGACAUAUAACUAUUGCUAUUAGUCUCAAUUAUAUUGGUUUGAUACUUUGUCAGCAAGAAGAAUUCGCCGAAGCUUUUCAAUUAUGUACGAAUGCUUUUGAAAUGAGAAAGAAAUAUUAUCCAUCGGAUCAUAGAAAGAUUUCUGAUAGUCUUUAUAGUAUUGCUAAGAUUCUUUAUAUGAAAAAAGACUAUGAUAGAGCUCUUGAUUUCUCUAAAAAAGCUCUUGAAAUAAGACAAAAACAUUGUCCUUCUGGAAAUAUUGAUAUUGCUGAAUGUUUUAACAUUAUUGGUAUGAUUUUGUAUAUGAAAGAAAAUCUUAAUAAAGCCUAUAAAAUGCAACAACAAGCUCUCAAAAUUCAAGAAAAAUUUUAUCCACCGUCUCAUCUAGAUAUUGCUAUUACCUAUGAAAAUCUUGGUAAAAUUUAUUAUAAACAAGAAAUAUAUGAUCAAGCAACAAUGUUCUUUGAAAGAGCACUUAACAUAAGAAAAACCUAUUAUACAUAUACGAAUACAGCUGUUGGUGAUAUUCUUUUUUUCAUGGGCUUAACAUAUCGUAAACAAAACGAUAUCGAUCAUGCUCUCGAAAAUCUUGAACAAGCUCUUUCAAUAAAAAAACAAUAUACAUCAAAUGACUUGCAAUCUAUAGCAACAAUUCUUGAAGAAUUGACCAAAAUCUAUACAGAUAAAAGUAAUUAUCGUGAUGCACUUCAAUAUGCUUGGGAUUGUUUAAAAAUACGUGAAAAGAUUUUACCUCGAAAUCAUAUUGAUAUUCAUACAAGUUUUUAUUUAAUUGUUAGUUGUUAUGCAAAUCUUGAAAAUGAAAUUAAUAUAGCAAAUGAAUAUGAUCGACAAGUAUCAGCAGUUUCGAAAGAAAUUUUACCUAUUGAAGAUCCAGUGAUUAUAGAGAUACCAGAGAAAAAUAUUCGCCAUCGUCAUCAUCAUCAAAAACCUACUCAUUCAUGGUUUUUGGACGCUCGAAACCGUAUAGAUAGAUUGAAGAAGCGCGUGUUUUCUUCAUAA
Molecule: messenger RNA, 2475 nt
Organism: Rotaria sp. Silwood1
Lineage: Eukaryota; Metazoa; Rotifera; Eurotatoria; Philodinida; Philodinidae
Source: the annotation of a GenBank genome assembly